Molecule: messenger RNA, 978 nt
Organism: Fusarium keratoplasticum
Lineage: Eukaryota; Fungi; Ascomycota; Sordariomycetes; Hypocreales; Nectriaceae
Exons: 3
Coding region: 1-978 (325 amino acids)
Source: RefSeq, a predicted model, not a curated record
AUGCUCACCAAAUCCACUCACGUCUACGCCCACCACGGCCUCCCUCUGGAAUGCGACGUCUACACCCAAGACGCCGCCUCUGACACGCACGUCUUUAUCUACUUUCACCCUGGAGGACUUACAGAUUGGGGUCGCGAGUUUAUCGCCCCAUGGUUCGUACAGGCUUGUCUCGAGAGGAAAUGGACCUUGAUCAGCGCCAGUUACCGGCUCAUGCCUCAAGUGGGAACUCAAGGUCUUGUCGAUGAUGUUUCGGCGGCAUAUCAGUUUGCAAGAUCAUGGGCUGUCAAGGAUGGAAAAGAGCGGCCAGUCAUAUUGGGAGGUGCUAGUGCCGGUUUCUUUAAUUCUACCUUGGUCAUAAAUAAUUGCUCGCCACCACCUAUCGCUCUGCUGGGCAUUUGCGGACUUCACACCUUUCGUCAUCCUUUCUACAACUCAUCGACGCUCCUCCUCCCAGAGCCCAUCGAGGAUGCAGACGUGGCCGAGUUCAUCAGCAGACCGAUCGAAGUCGGCAAGCAGGAAGUGGGAAGCAUCGCAAGCUUUGCACUGGAAAAGCUGCUGCCUGAUGGAUCAAAGAACCCCAACUACAAAGCACCCCAGGCACCGGUGAUUUCAGAUCCGCCCAAGCACCCCAGAGGCCACCUCUACGAGUACUACAUCUACAAGAACGCCUGGCUCGACUUAGUUGGGGAGAUUGAUGCCGGUUAUACCUGGGCAAAGGACCCAAGCAACAGACGACGAGCCGAGAACUGGCCACCUACCGUUCUCAUACACGGAGACGCAGACCUGCAUGUGCCUCUGAAUUCUGCCGAGCAAAUGACAGAGUGCCUCGGGGACGACAAAGUGAGGCUGUUUGUGGCAAAUGGUCUGCACCAUUUAUUCGAGACGUUUUAUUUCCUCGAGGAUGAUGAGCCAGGCAUGUCUGCUAUUAGAGAUGCAUUAAAGUGUCUUGACGGCUUAGUUGCAGCAGCAUCGGAAUAA